Molecule: messenger RNA, 1623 nt
Organism: Cutaneotrichosporon cavernicola
Lineage: Eukaryota; Fungi; Basidiomycota; Tremellomycetes; Trichosporonales; Trichosporonaceae
Gene: PRP31
Exons: 2
Coding region: 1-1623 (540 amino acids)
Biological process (GO): spliceosomal tri-snRNP complex assembly; mRNA splicing, via spliceosome
Cellular component (GO): U4 snRNP; precatalytic spliceosome; U4/U6 x U5 tri-snRNP complex
Source: RefSeq, a predicted model, not a curated record
AUGUCGCUCGCAGAUACCCUGCUCGCUGACUUUGACGGGCUGUCCGACGACGAGGUAGCCGCUCCAGCGCCAACCUUGCCACAGAAGCGCGGCCUAGCAGACGAUCUCGGGGAUGACUUGGACGCAGAUGGCGACCUCAAGAUGGAGGACGGGAGUAGCGCGGUCGGUUUCGUUCCGGAUGGUGGUGUGCGGCCUGCUGAGGAGCUCGAUGCCGACGAAGUGGAAGCUACCGACCUCGCCGCCGUGGCGGAUGUGAGCACCGUCGCCAAGCUCAUGACCGGGAACAAGCUCAAGGAGGUGCUCGAGGACAUUAAGCGGUACACUUCCACACCAACGGAUAUGUCAAGCAGCACGGGAGGGCCACUCGAAGAGAACCCCGAGUAUCACCUGGUCGUGACGGCGAACAACCUCAGCGUCGAGGUCGACAACGAGAUGCUCCUCGUGCACAAGUUCAUUCGCGAUCACUAUGGACCGCGCUUCCCCGAGCUCGAGUCGCUCAUCACCGAUCCGUGGACGUACAUCGCCGCAGUGGAGGGUAUCGCCAACUGCGACGACCUCACCAAGGCCAUCCUGCCUGACACGGUUCCCGCCGCCACCAAGCUCUCCAUUACGCUGACGGCCGCGUCGAGCCGGGGACGCAAGCUCGAGCCGGCCGAGUGGGCGACCGUGCAGUAUGCCAUCGUGGUGGCGGGAGAAUUGCGCGCAGCUCGCGAGACUAUCUUCAAUUACGUUGAGAGCCGGAUGAGCGCGGUCGCGCCCAAUAUCUCCGCGAUCGUGGGGACAGGCAUUGCCGCCAAGCUCCUGGGUCUUGCGGGCGGACUGAACGCCUUCUCACGCGCUCCGGCGUGUAAUAUCAUGCUCUACGGUGCGGUCAAGAAGAGCUUGGCGUCCUCACACCUCGCAACGAGCACGCAGCUCCGUCACACUGGCUUCAUCUACCAGUCCUCGCUCGUGCAAGGCGCCCAACCCGAGGACAGGCGGCGCGCCCAGCGCGCCGUGAGUAACAAGGUGUCGUUGGCGGCGCGGAUUGAUGCUGGCAAGAGCUCGCGCGACGGCGGUUUCGGGCGCAAGAUGCAACUCGACCUCGCCAAGCGUAUCGAGAAGAUGGCUGAGCCUCCCCCCUCCAAGCUCACCAAGGCGCUUCCGAUCCCGCAGGAGACGGCGCGGAAAAAGCGCGGCGGAAAGCGCGCACGGAAGCUCAAGGAGGAGUAUGCAACCACCGAGCUGCGCAAGCUCCGCAACCGCGUCGAGUUUGGCAAGGCCGAGGAGGAGACACUGGUGGACGACGAGUUCGUCGGGCAGGGUAUGAUUGGUUCGCAGGGCAAGGUGCGCGGACUUGUUGCCGACAGCAAGAGUCGCGCCAAGAUGAGUCGUGCCAACCGCCUGCGUACGCAGCUGCUUGGGCGCGCGGCUGCCAGUGCGGAUUCUGGGUCGGGCACAUCUACGUCGCUCAGCUUUACGCCUGUGCAGGGUAUUGAGAUCGUCACGCCCUCGCUCAGUGCGGCGCAACGUGUGCAGGCCGCCAACGACCGAUGGUUUGCCAGCGGCACGUUCACCCACGUGCCCCAGAAGAAGAGCACGAUUCCAGGCCAGAUGGCACCGCCACCGCCUCCAUCCAAGUAG